Molecule: messenger RNA, 1317 nt
Organism: Aricia agestis (brown argus)
Lineage: Eukaryota; Metazoa; Arthropoda; Insecta; Lepidoptera; Lycaenidae
Product: clotting factor B-like
Exons: 10
Coding region: 44-1294 (416 amino acids)
Biological process (GO): proteolysis
Molecular function (GO): serine-type endopeptidase activity
Source: RefSeq, a predicted model, not a curated record
UAAGUGUCGUACUCAGUCCGUCGUUGUAAGCGAACCCAGAUACAUGGAUACACAAGGAAAAAUCAAAAUGUUAUUUUUGUUUAGUGUUAUAUUACUGUUAAGUGGCGUGAAAUCUCAGACUCUGUAUGCAGGGGACAGGUGCACGUUCAAGACGGGCGCGCAGGGAGUGUGUAAGAACAUGAAGGACUGCACCUCCGCGCUGCUCUCCAUACAAAAGUACAAGGUUUUCCCUCCGAUAUGUUCGUAUCAAGGCACGGACCCUGUGGUGUGCUGCGAGAUCCCGGGCCAGUCGGCACCCACCACCACCACCACCACCACUACUACCACUACCACAACGCAAGCUCCCCUGCCAUGGUCGGACACCAACGACAUUUCCACGGAGGAGGACGGGUGCGAGUCUCUGCCGGCGGACCUCACCCCCCCCAGAACCAGCAGCAAGUCCUGGAACAAGUGCAUAGAGUACCAACUGAAGUACAUAUACCCGUGCGAGCCGACUGAGUCGCUAGCGGGCGACUACGGCCGAAAGAACAAGUGCCACCACCACGCGAACGACCUCGUCGUCGGCGGCGUCGACGCCUCGGAGGCGGAGUUCCCGCACAUGGCGCUGCUCGGUUUCGGUGAGAGCAUAAACGACACGCAGUGGCUGUGCGCCGGCACCAUCAUCAGCGAGAAAUUCAUCCUCACCGCCGGACACUGUACAUACGCCAGUCGCUUGAAGGAAGUGAAAUACGCCAAAGUGGGCAUACUACGACGCUCCGAUCCCGAUCAGGGCAAGGUGUACAAGAUCAAGAACAUCAUCAAACACCCGCAGUACAAUUCCCCCAACAGAUACCACGACAUCGCGCUGCUCGAGACAGAGCGAGAAAUAGCGCUGAGUGACCAGGUGCUACCAGCAUGUCUGGACGUGAACACUCCUAACGACUACAGCCGGGCGCUGGCCACGGGCUGGGGCGCCACCCUCAACAGGGGCUCCACUGCUGACCACUUGCAGAAGGUCAUAAUCAACAAGUUUUCAACACUGGAGUGCGUCAUCAGCUUCCCGCCGCACCGUCUGAUGAAACAGGGCUUCGACCCCAACACUCAGAUCUGCUACGGCGACAAAGAUCAAUCCAAAGACACCUGUCAGGGCGACAGCGGCGGGCCGCUGCAACUCAAGAGCAAGGAGAUAGACUGCAUGUACGUGGUGGUGGGCGUGACGUCGUUCGGGCGCGCGUGCGGCGUCAAGGGCGAGCCGGGCAUCUACACGCGCGUCGCCAACUACGUGCCGUGGAUAGAGGAGGUCGUGUGGAAGUGAGAUGAAUAUACUUUGUGAGGAUA